This is a messenger RNA of Laetiporus sulphureus 93-53, 261 nucleotides long. RefSeq lists its product as uncharacterized. NCBI's taxonomy places the organism in Eukaryota, Fungi, Basidiomycota, Agaricomycetes, Polyporales, Laetiporaceae. The coding region runs from base 1 to 261 and encodes 86 amino acids. The record is from RefSeq and is a predicted model, not a curated record. The transcript is spliced from 2 exons.
AUGGCCUUCAAUCUGGACAACAACUCCAGCUGGAUUGAGCUUGAUGCAAUCUACCACCAGUGUCACUGGCCUCUUCCUCCUGCCACUGAUAAGAAGGUGGCUAUCAAGGUGGCCUCCUUUCAGCUCACCUAUGACAGGAAGCAGUACAAGGUCAACCAUGAGGGUGCUGCCUUUGCUAAACAACUCGACCUUUCCCAGGACACUCCUGUUGGCAAGUACGAGGAAUGCCUGUCACGCUCCCUCACCUUUAAUUGGUGCUGA